CUUUAAAAAGUUUCAAGUCAUUAUUCUCUCUACCGCUAUUCAUCCCGGGUCCCGUUUGCUCAUUGUUAUUCUGCCCGAGUGAGUGAGUGAGUGAAUGAGAGAGGAAGAAAGAGAGGGAUAGUGAGCGAGAGAGUGAACGGGAGUGUGAACGGGAGUGAGGACAUUGUGAGAGAAAAGGAGAGUGGUAAAGAGAGACAGAGAACGGAAGAGACCUGAGGCUUCUAACCGUAGGGAGUUUGAUGCAGCGGUCGGGGUUUAUUCGCGGUGAAUUUUCUGUCCGGGUGGUGCGUGAAGGCAUGUUGCUAAUCGGCUCAACAGUGAGUAGAGGUACAGAACGGCACCAAAAGUCUGACGCCGAUUUGUGUGAGUAAAAAAGAAGAGCGUGAGAGACAGAGAACGAAGGCGGGGGGGGGGUGAUUGAGAUUUAGUGCACUGCUGGGUGAAACAACCCCCCACUAACGAAGGGGAAAGCAAUAGAAGAAAAGAAAUACAAAAGGCAAACGGCGUUUCGGUCAUCUGUUUUUUUUUCAACAAUGAGCUCAGAAAAGGGGACUUCAGUCUGCUGUUGUAAAGCCUAAUACCCUCAGAUACAGGGGAGGAGACUACAAUACAUAAACAUUCUGAAACACCAUGUCUCGUUCAGACGAGGUCAACAAGAUGACAGAAAACGUGUAUAAGGGGAUUCUGGACCAGUUCAACCCCAGUCUGAAGAACUUUGUGACCAUGGGGAAACACUAUGAGAAAGCCCUGACAGGAGUGACGGUAGCAGCCAAGGGAUACUUCGAUGGUCUGGUCAAACUGGGAGAACUGGCCAGCGACAGCCAAGGGUCCAAAGAACUGGGAGACACGUUAUUCCAGAUGGCCGAGGUGCACAGGCAGAUUCAGGUUCAACUGGAGGACGUGUUGAAGCUGUUCCAUUCUGAGCUGCUGUCCCAGUUGGAGCAAAAGCUGGAGUUGGACAUUAAAUAUCUUACCGCCACGUUGAAGAAAUAUCAGAGUGAGCGCAAGUCGAAGUCAGAAUCUAUCGUGCGCUGCCAAUCACAGCUCAAGAAGCUGCGCAGGAAGAGCCAGGGCAGUCGCCACCCCAACAAGUACGGAGAUAGGGAGAUGCAGUAUGUGGAGCUAAUGAGUCGUCGUCAGGCUGAGCUGGACACGCUGGUUGCUGUGGGUUACCGCUCGGCACUGACUGAGGAGAGGAGACGAUACUGCUUCCUGGUGGACCGCCAGUGUUCCGUUACCAAGCUGCUCAUCAACUAUCACUGCAAGGUGAGAGAGCUCCUGUCACAGAAGCUGUCCUCAUGGCAACAGUCAUGCUCCCAGCCAACCAGACUACCUGAACGGGCGCUCAACCUGCUGCGUCACACCGCCCCUCAGGGCUCUGGGGCAUCUGGGAUAGCUGAGCUCCUCCGACAUGCCAAGCUGGGCGCUGCACAGCCAGAACAAAGGCUGUCAGUACAGGAGGUGCCUCCCUUGUUGAAUGGUGGCUCCCAGCAGCAGAGACCCAUCCCCUCUUCUUCCCAGAGUGACAUCCCCCCUCCCCAACAUUCCCCCGGACCCCAGACCUUCCGCUCCCUCGCUGCCACUGGAGGUGCUAUUGGAGGGAGUGGGGCAGGCUCCCCUCAGCAGACCAGCACACCUAUUAGUGCCUCAGCUAGCCCCAAUGCUAACAACAACACAAGUGAUAAUGCUAUCACUAGUGCUAACACUCCCAUCACCUCAUCCACCUCCUCCACGGUUGGCUCCAGCCAAGCCCAGCAGACCUCUCUUCUCCUGGCCACCAGCACCUCCAGCCUUUCUCCUAGUCUGAUCCCCUCCACUGUGCUUUCUCUCAGCCAGGGUUCCCCAUCCUACUCCUCCCUACAGGGCCUGGCCCUGCCGUUGUCCCUCAGUGCCCCUCACAGUCCUCCACUACCCCACAGUGCACCUCUCUCCAGAGCCAUAACCCCCUCGCUGCACCACCAGGGAGUGCUAGGAGGAGGGAACACACCAUUGCUGUCCCAUAAUCCCAUGCUGAUGAAGGCAGCGGAGAUGUAUGGAACGUCUACGCUGCCGUUGCCAAGGAGACCAGUCAGUGAGGCCCGGGUGGGAGGGUUUAUGGGUUCCACUCUGCCCAGAGACAGAGUUCUCCCUCUCUCCAGCCCGUCUCGUGUGGAAGCCAUAUUUGCCCACGCUCCUGUGGGUUCAGAGGGCAGUGGAGUGGGCGGGGCCUGUUUACUUCACUUCCUGCCAGGUGACGCUCUCAGCCUCCUCAUCUCUGAGCCCAGAGAUGGGUGGCACUAUGGCCAGAACGAAAGGACGGGACGGAAAGGCUGGUUCCCUUUCUCCUACACUCAGCCCUACCCCAACACCUUGGAUCCCCUCGACAGCAGCUCCCCGCUCCUCUCUAAGGUCAACAGUACCAGUACGGGUCAGUUAGAUAAGCUGGUCUCCCCUGGCCUGCCUGCCCUGACCCCUGAGUCCGAGGAGGAGCGCUCAUUCCCCCCUCAGAGGGUCAGCACCUUCCGCCCGCGCCCAUACAGCAUGGCCGACUCCAACCAGGUCAGCCUGAGGCCGAAGGUCAGAGGUGAAGGGGUAGAGUGGGCAGGGCCCCCUGACCGACCGGCUCUGUCAAUGCUGAUGCAAGAGCUCUCCUCAGACUUCACCUCUCCUCCACCCUCCCCAACCUGGACCAACCCAUUUGCCCAUGUCCGGCUCAGAAAGACGGUGACCAACGAUCGCUCUGCACCCAUCAUCGAAUAGAACAUGGUCUCCUUGAACAGGCAUCCAAUGGAGAGGUGUUAAUAGGAAACAUUCAUGUGUUUUGAAUUUGUUUUCAGAGUCCAGUAACUGUUGGUUGAGUUCUCAACUGUUGAGCCUUAAGAGAAAGCCUUAACAGGCGAUGGUUUUGGGGAGGAGAUUCUCCCAGCAAGUAUCAGUUUAGCUAGCUAACUUGUAACUAGUUAGGUAAACCUUUCUGUUCAUGUUGGUUAUUUACAAGUGCUGAUUAGAUGUGUAUUAAUAAGGCCUAAGUCAAAAUACAGACACUUAUGUUGUGUUAUUUUGAAGAUAGAAGAAUCAAAGCUGAAAUUUGAGUGACAUAACAGUGAUUGUCAAAACCCUUUGGACAAAAUGAGAUCUUGAAUAAAAAUCCACCAUAGUAUUUGAGAAUUAUAGAGUAAAAAGAUGAGUGUGGGAGUUGGAAUUUAAAAAGCUCUGUGAUGUUAGUAAAAACACAAACAGAUGACGGCCAUUUUCUUGGCAUGUCUCAACAUUAACAUUUGAGCCCUGGGCAUUACUGAUAAUUUUAUAAUGUUCUUUUCAUUUUACAACACUUUUCUAGAAGUAACCUUGGUAGAAAAUGUUUUGUGUUUUUUGUCUGUACCCUUUCAGGGACUGGUUCCUGGUAGCAGCCUGUAGUUGGGUAAUAGUUUAAUGAAUUAUAGCAUACUUUACUUGUACCAUUAGGAAUUGUCUUAAAGGACAGGCUCCUGUUUUAUCAGUAUUUUCAUCGAGGAGGUUUUUUGAGAAGAGUUAUGCAGAGAUAUGUGUGUAUGAUCCAGGAAAAUCCAAACAUGUUGAAGAAUUGUCUUUUUUUUCAUGGUUGGGAUUCAAUUAGAGUAUGUUUAAACACAUUGUUAGCUAGGCAGAUGUAUUUUCACGAUAGAUGCAGACCUACCAAUCACUUGUUGAUUUAUCACAUUUGUACAACUUAAUUUACAUGUUCUCUGUAUGGAGAUUUAAAGAAAGGUGUAUUGAUGUUGCUUACUGAUGUCAUCAGCACAAUGCUGGGUAGGAAAUAGUUCAACACCAAUAUUUUUUUAAAUAAUCAUUUGUUUUAAUGUGCGGUAGUUUUUGUAUAAGGAAUUACAUUUUUAAAAUCAACUGAUCAAUUUACAAAGGCAAUUGAUAUGAUAUGUUAUACACAGAAAUAUGUUGCAUUGCAAAGCUAUUGCUGCUAGUUUGGGAUGUGUAGAUUGUAUUGAACCUUCAAGAGUCUCCGUUAUCGACAGAAACGUAUUAAUAGAAGUAAGAAGGAGCAACCGUACAGAUGUAGGAUCUUUAUUUGAUCACUCUUUUGUUGUUGAGAAUGUCCCUGCGUAGCAGGAAAUGCAAACUUGUAGUGUAUUUUAGUUUUAAAAAGGCUUCUAAAGUGUGUCUAUCAACCCCUAUAAAAAUGUAGAUUAAUUUACAUUUCUUGUUGCUGCAGGAUUAUUUUCCUGCAACUGGCUAAAAUGAAGAUCUUACAUCUGUAACAAUGCAUCCCUGUGGGGUGAACUGUACUUCUAUUUGUAUUGGACAGGUAGAAGAGGAAAGAAACAGUGGAGGGUUUGGCGGAUGGGUUUUCCUGGACAGUAGGUUUGAGAAAUUGGCAUUGUGUUGAGGGAUAAAAGUAUAAGAAAAGAGAUGGAUUCAGCUGGUUCGUUUUUACUAGUGUCUUCUCGAUUGAUUUAGAAUUCGACUCCAACAGAUUGUUCACAUCUAGCAGAUUUUAGCUGCACGUUUACCAAUUGCAAACCGUACAGAACCUUAUUUAAAGGGAGAAGACUGAUUGUGUUUAUGAAGUCUAACUUUGAAAGUGUUGAGGAAAGUAUUUGGAAAGUGGAACAGUGUGUGAGCAAGUGUCAAUGGUAAACGAGAUGUAGAAAGUAUUUUUCUCUCACUUUCUCCAUGUCUGGUGUCUCUCUAGACUGUCAUCUGGUAUCUCGCUGGUGUCUCUGUCAUCUAAACUGCAGUUGAGAGAUUAAGGGUGGAAAUAUGUGGCUGGGAAAUGGAGUUUCUCUGUAUGAUCUUUAUUCAGAUUUCCGGCCCUUACAGCGUAUAGUUCCUUCUCUCCUCAUGUUUCUGUAUCGUAUUAACUUGCAUCUCUAACCUAGCCUGUGAAAUGAGUGACUUUCUUGCUAUGGUAAUUCUAACACACAAUAAAAAACAUUUCUGUUGAUUUAAAUACUGAGUAUAGUGGAAUUACAUAGUUGAAGUUUACUUAUGUUUGUACAAAUUGCAACAAAAAUUUUUUUUUUUGAUCUUGUUUAACUUUGUUAUUCCUUAACCUUGCACCUUUUCACCGUCCUUACCUUCUUCAAAAUAUGACCUUUCAAUGUCAAUCUAGCUAUAUGAGAAUGGGAUCCAGUUGUAAAAGGCGAAAGAAAAAUGAUGCUGUGGUGACUAUUCAGGAUCUUAUAUUCCGGAUGCCUCUGUUAGUAGGAUUGUCUUAAAUACGUGUUUAAGAACAAAACAAUUGCCUCUGCCACUACUUUUAUUUCCGUCUUUUAAUUUGUUUUGUUAUAUCAUUUUUUUGUUACUUCAUCUGUAGCUUUUUUCUCUUUAAAACAGCUGUGUCUUUCCGAGACACAACAAUCAUGGUCACAGUAUAAAACCUUACAAAUACACACACAUUCCUGAUACCACUGUUAUUGUAUUUCUUUCAAAUGAAUACUUCAAUAAACAUGUUAAUCACUAUA
Molecule: messenger RNA, 5438 nt
Organism: Oncorhynchus tshawytscha (Chinook salmon)
Lineage: Eukaryota; Metazoa; Chordata; Actinopteri; Salmoniformes; Salmonidae
Product: brain-specific angiogenesis inhibitor 1-associated protein 2
Exons: 15
Coding region: 631-2739 (702 amino acids)
Biological process (GO): actin crosslink formation; actin filament bundle assembly; positive regulation of actin filament polymerization
Cellular component (GO): cytosol; nucleoplasm
Molecular function (GO): protein binding; cytoskeletal adaptor activity
Source: RefSeq, a predicted model, not a curated record